Molecule: messenger RNA, 4233 nt
Organism: Nicrophorus vespilloides
Lineage: Eukaryota; Metazoa; Arthropoda; Insecta; Coleoptera; Silphidae
Gene: Nup154
Product: nuclear pore complex protein Nup155
Exons: 13
Coding region: 233-4210 (1325 amino acids)
Biological process (GO): transcription-dependent tethering of RNA polymerase II gene DNA at nuclear periphery; protein localization to nuclear inner membrane; RNA export from nucleus
Cellular component (GO): nuclear pore; nuclear pore inner ring
Molecular function (GO): structural constituent of nuclear pore
Source: RefSeq, a predicted model, not a curated record
AGCGCUUUAAGCGCAUUUUAUGUUUUUUUGAUUUGUAUUUUUUGAUUUUAAACAAAAAAGUCUUUAAUUGACGAUUAUCCACUGUUGAACUAUCAGAGAGAUGCGCUAGAUAUAUACCCAUAGUGAAAGACUCUCAAUUGGCUGCGUUUUGAGUGUGUGUUCGUGUUUUGUGUGUAUAUAUAGACUUUUAUAGGUUAUAAUAAUUUGUUGGUGCCGAUUGUCGUCAGCUAGGAUGGAGCAAACUAUGGAUAAUUCUCGAGCGUUGAACACGGAAGUGUUGCAGCUGGCUGCCAGACACAUUGAAAAGUGUUUGAUAAAAGAUAACAAUGCGCCGACACUGCUCGACCAGUUGAACAUUAAUCCACAGAGCGGACCCACAGCAAGUGGAUUGAGUGACCAUGACUACCCUGCUUUGGUGGGUCUUCCACAGAGCAUUAUCUCUAGGACCCAAAUGAAAACACUGUCCAAGGUGCCAUUGCCGCCAGAGAUUAUGGAACAUUUUAACCAUAUGCAAUGCCACUGUAUGAUGGGGCUGUUUACAGAGAUCAACCGUGCUUGGCUGACGAUCGACAGCGAUAUCUACGUUUGGACUUAUGACGAUGGCGGAGAUGUAGCAUACUAUGACGGGUUGAACGAGACGAUAAUCAGUGUGGGACUCGUGAAACCGAAGUCCGGCGUCUUUCAGAACUUCAUAAAUUACCUGCUGGUCCUUACGACUGCAGUGGACGUUGUCGUGCUGGGCGUCACGUUCGCUGCAGGCGAUGAGGAUUCGCUGAAGGAGAUCCAGCUGGUCUCCGACCCGGUGUUCACAAUACCGACGGACGGGGCUAUGAUGACCUCGAUUGUAGGUACGGCGACGGGCAGGAUGUUCUUGGGCAGCAAAGACGGCUGUCUGUAUGAGAUCACCUACCAGGCGGAGAGCACCUGGUUUGGCAAACGGUGCAAAAAGUUGAAUCACUCCACAAGCAAGCUCUCAUUCCUGGUGCCUUCGUUCGCUUAUGCAGCGAUGACCGAUGACGAUGGCAUCGUGCAGGUGGUCAUCGAUGAUACGCGACAUAUCCUGUACACGCUGACGGAGAAGGGAGCGAUCGAGGUAUACGACCUGGGGGAGAACGGAACGUCCAUCAGCAGGGUGAUCAAAGUGUCGCAGAACCAGUUGGUUCAACAAGCUCAUAACGUUGUCAAGACGCUGGACAGUCAGAAUUUCCAUCCCAUCGUUAGUAUAUCCGCUGUGGAACUGUGCGAGUCGCCGCGCAUCAAUUUGGUAGCCUUAACUCAAUCCGGAGUUCGUUUAUACCUGAGCACAAGCGGACAGGCUCAAGUCAACAUGCCUCUUCCUAGGCCUUCGACUUUGGCCUUACAGCAUGUGAGGAUGCCACCCGGGUACUCGGCUUCCACGCACUACAGACCCAAGAACAUACAUAUGGCUGAGUACCGCGACAGGAAUCUGCUGAUGGUGUCCACUGUGAACGAAAAGGAAGUUCUAUGGAGUAUCAGCUCCGAUCUGUUUCCCUUCUAUCCUAUCCUUAUGGAGGCAACCACGAACAUCGAAUUGGAUGGACCGGCGUUAGCGAUGGCCGAAAUUAAGUACAAUACGAAUAUGCUGCUGCAGCCGACUCAACAGGUACCGCCGUUAAUAGUGAGGCAGCAUUCGGAACCACCCAGGAAGUUUGUUAUCCUCACUUCGCAGGGUGCUCACAUCCUAAUGAAGCUGCGACCGGUCGAUCUACUGAAGCAGCUCCUCGUUGACACCCGUGGCCAAGACAGUGAUGCUUUGAAGGCUUAUUUCAACAUCCAAAACGAUGAGCAGGCGUGCGCUACUAGCCUGAUUCUGGCCAGCCUCGAGGCUCCUCAGAACCUCGACGUCGCAGAUUACGCCACGAAUGCCUUCUUCGUUUUCGGAGGCGAACCCAAAGUUGCUACUCCUGCUAUUAACAACACCAUGAAUCAAACGUUUGGGAAUCCGUCGAUUUUCUUGCCUAACAUGAUGUCGACGCCGAUGCAACAGCAUAGUCCGUUCGCGCAGACUAUGCCGAUGACACCACAAGUGAACUUCACCGCGAAUUCCAUAACACCGGUCGUUCCACAUUUCCAGCCCAAUAUGAGCCACAUGUACGACCCCAACAGCCAGUACCAGUUUUCCUCCAAGCAUAACGGUCUUUAUCUGUACGUGGCGCGCAUUCUCAGGCCCAUCUGGAAUCUGCGAUGCGUCGAGAAGAUGACAUUUGAUGGGAAACGAUUCUAUCUGACCAGCACGUUGAAUAGUGAAGAGUGCGCCUGGAUCCUUUGCCAUCUGACAUCUCUGCGUAUCUUCCUGCAGCAGACCACUCAAAUGGCGAUCUGCAAUAACACUACCGUGGCUAAGUCGACGAAUAAGACGGGCAAUUGCACGAUGCAGGACGUACAACUGGAGGAGCGACAUUCCCUCGACGCUCUGAAGAUGUUCGUGGAUCAUGCGGCGCAAGUGCUCGGCCUCUGGAAGGUGCUCUGCGAGCACCAGUUCCACAUGUUGAUGGACACCUUCCAGGCCGAGCAUCAGCAGGUGAUGCAGAAUACAUGUUUCAAAGAUAUCUUGCUGUACGGGCACGACGUCUGCGCCACCCUCAUCAACACGCUGAUCAACAGUUACCUGGGUGACAAUGCCUCCGUUGAUUCCAUCAGUUCCAAGUUGCGCGAGAUUUGCCCGAACCUCUACAAGAACGAGGAUGCGGCCUGCUCGAAAGCAAAUGAAAUUCUUAAAACAGCAAAAAAUGUCAAUAAUCUAGAUGAGAAGGAAGAACUGCUGUCGUCCGCGCUGCAGCUCUGCAUCGAGGUGGUGCCUAACGUGAACCUGAAGGAGAUCUGCGAGCAGUUCAGCACGCAAAAGUCUUACAAUGCGGUCAUCAUGUUGGCCACGAAGUGCGCGGAGAAGAUCGACCCCGAGAACGUCGGUGAACACUUUUACAAGAACGGCGACCAGAACGAUCAAGAGGGCUACCAGUAUUACGCCAAAAGGAUCGAAAUAUACAAAGUCGUGACCGCAAUGUUGGAUGAUAUUUAUUCGCAGAAUGAUGUCACGCAGAACAUCAACGGUCAGGUCCCUGUCGAAACCGGCGAGAACAUCACUCGUCGCGUAAUCUCGAGCAUCCUGAAGCACAAGGAUGAGCUGCUGCACAUCGCUGUGUACGAGUGGAUGAUGAGUAAGCAGAUGAACGGCGAGCUGAUCUCCGUCACGGAACCAACGUUGGAGACGUACCUGCUGAAGGCCACCCAACACAAUCCCAGCAACAUCUCGUUGAUGGACAUCCUAUGGAAAUACUACGAAAGCAACAAUAAUCACGCAGCUGCCGCCAAAGUUCUCAACAACUUGGCAUCCGUCAAUCAGACUUCUUUGAAUAUGAAGACGCGACUCAGCUACCUGGCCAGAUCGCUGAUGUGUAUGCGUAGCGACAAAAUCGGAUACGCUCCAUAUCUUGGCGUAUUCCUGCGCGAGCUCGAGGAUAAAUUGGAGGUGGCCAAAGUGCAGGAGCGGAUUCUGGAGGCGAUCGUGAAUUUGAAAGGUAGACACAUGGAAGCUGACGCUGCCGAAAAAAUGCUCAACGGAAAACUGUUUGAUAUAACGCAGCUUUAUGAAGAUUUCGCGGAAAAGUUCAAUCUGUGGGAAUGCAAAUUGGCGAUCAUCGAUUGUGCCGGUUACUCCGAUAAAUUGCUCAUCGAGAAUAUCUGGAGGAAUAUCCUUCAAAACGAGCUGUGUCGCAGCACCAGCUCCGGUAACGAUAAGAUGAUCCAGAUCCUGACCAAAGUCAAGUCUCUGGUGCGGCUGUACAAGACGUCGAGCACGUGCAUCCCUCUGGAUUACUUGGUGCAAGAACUGGAGCUGAUCAGCGCCAAGCUCAAAGCGGACACAACACUCGUGCCGAACUUCUUCGUUUCCCUGGAAUAUCCCAUCGACCUUCUCAUAAACACCUACAAUGAAUCCAUGAUCCGAUCACUUAAGGACAACUUCUGGUUGGCCGAAGAGAACGAGUUCCAUUACUCUGAAGCGAUGGCAGCCCUCGUCAACGCCUUCGUUCAUUUACACGACAAAUACAGCAACGUCGAAAAGAGGAAACUGAUAGCGAUUUCGCAGGACACAGUCGCCGGACUUCUAUCCAAUUUGUACAGCAAACCGAACACCGAGCAUAUCAUCACGCUAUUGAGGUCCAUUCAAAAUAAACUAUCGCGGAUGUAAAAGCAUAUUAGGAUUAAGAGAAC